AAUCUUAAAGUCCCACUGUGGUGAAAAUCAAGUUUUUGUUGUUUAUAUAUCUAUGUGGUGUUUUUAAUAUGCUUUAAAGGAAAACACCACAGUUUUUCAAUAUUUUACUAUGUUAUUACCUCAACUUAGAUGAAUUAAUACAUCCCUUUCUUUUUUCAAUGCGUGCACUUAAUCUUUGUACAGCGUGUCGUAAAUGUGUUAGCAAUUUGCCUAGCCCCAUUCAUUCCUUAGGAUCCAAACAGGGAUGAAUUUAGAAGCCACCAAACACUUCCAAUUUUUCCCUAUUUAAAGACUGUUACAUGAGGAGUUACACGAGUAAAGGGCUCGUUAUAGUUGUGCGUAGGUCUUUACGGCGUAGCCGCGACAGCGUAGGUUCCGCGUCGGUUUUCAUUUAUACUUUUGCGUCGUCAACGUGCAAACACGCCCGCUUUUAAAAAUUUUGCGAGGUGUACGUCAGGCUACGCACAGGCUACGGAUAACUUACUGAGUAGCUACGCUGUCGAGCUUGCGCGACUAUAAAUCGGGCUUAAGUAUGGUGACACAAAAUAAAACUUUUGUUUGGAGCCAUAGGAAUGAAUAGGGCUAGGCUAAAUGCUAACACAUUCAAGAAGCGCUGUACAAAGAUUAAAUAUGCAUUGAAAAGGAUAGGUAUGUAUUAAUUUCCUUUAAAUAGUAACUUAACCCUAAACCAACUUUUUUUAGUUAAUGAUCUGUAAGAAUGAUGCUUUAUUAGUGUUGUUUAUUGAUUUUAGUAAGUUUUUUGACAUUUGGAUAUAAAGUGUUUCAAUACUACAAUAUAUGGUGUAAAAACGCCUGAGUGCUGCCCUCUUCAGGUUGAACGGUGGCUACUGCAGUUUAAUUUUCCUAUUGAAUGUUGGGUCCAAAAAACCUUGUGAUGUAAGCAGGUUCAAGCUCACCACGCCCUUGUUACGAUCUCACCACACACUUGGUACGAGCUUAGUUCUUCCGCUCUAUCUCCGUUGGGAUCUGCCCACUUUUCAUGCAUUUUUCAAAUAUUGCCAGUGGAUGGAGUCAGGUUUAGUCAAAUCAUGCCAAUUCCUUAAUCAACAACACCAUUGAGGAGUUUUUUUUUUAAAUAAUAUUUAGGUUUUCCAAAGACCUCUCAUUACUGCGGUUUAUAAAGCGCCUUGGUUUGCUAUAAAUACACAUGUAACCAAUCACAUCAUCACAUUUGUAAUCACAUGCAAUGUGUAAUAGUCCUGCUAACUGCGAAACAGUUAGUGCCACAAAGGUGCAGUUCACGUAUGCAUUGUGAAACUGGACUUGGCAGUUAUGUGUCUAAAAUUGCCAAAGUUUGCAUCUGUUUAUAUGUACAAAAUUAUGGAGGCGGAGACUCAUUUGGAUAUUCAGUGAUCCGCCUAUACUAAAUGACGGAAUUGCAUUUAAGCAGUUUUAAAGCAUGAAGAAAUCACAGGAAAAGUUUGCCAUUUCAUAUUGUUUACAUGUUUUUUAGGUAAAAAUUUUGAGUCACAUAUUUUCAGAUAUGGUUUCCACUGCAAAUGUUUGGUGCACAUUGCUACUGUUUGUUAUAAAUGUCAUGGCCUGUAUGUUUACAUUGCUGCAAAAUGUAGAGAUAAUGCAUUGCAUGUCAUGAAUGUGUCAGUUUAAAGUAAAUGCUGAUCAUGCUUUACCUUUGCCACAGCUUCACCCUUACACACCUAAUGAUGGACAGAUUAAGAAGUAGAAUGGAAGUCAGUUUCUAUUGGCUGUGAUGGGAUUAACUUUCAUUGUAAUGCUAUCAUAGAGAUUUAAAUCAUUUAUUAACUGAACUGCACUGAUCUUUUUGUUUAUUAUUUGCGUUGAGUAAAUGUCUGAACUUUGGUCAGUCCAUGUUUUUUUCGGUGUAUUGGUUACUAUUAGCAAAACCACGGUUUUACUACAGUAGUCAUGUUUUUUUUAUAACUGUAGUAAAACCAUUGUUAAUUUUCUUAAGGAAAUUUCACUUUCCAACUCUGAAACACCGGAAUACAGACAGAUUUUUGAAGGCGACCUUUAUUCUCAAUGUUUGAACGUGUAGCUAUGCAUGUAUAGCAUAAUCUGAUCUACACAAGUAACAUGAAUAGGCAUGUCAAAGUGUUUUUCAAACAGUCUCCUCCCACUUCCUCUGUGUGUUUAUAAAGCAAACCAGCAGUCUGAGGAUUGUUUUUGUCCCACAGUAAAUCUGGAACAAUGUGGACGGCUGUGAGCAAUUUAGAUGCAUGUACCGUAGGCCUUGCUUUGCUUCUGGGCUUGAUCUCUUUAGUUCUGUAUGAAAUAUUUCGGAUUAAUUUCUCCAGAACCCAAAAUCCGCCCGGGCCAACACCUCUGCCUUUUGUGGGAAACUUACCACAUGUUUGGAAGAAUCCAAUGGAGUUUGUUAAAAUGAUGCCCAAGUAUGGAGAGAUGAGCACUGUGUUUAUAGGAAGAAAGCCAGCAAUAAUGUUAAAUACAAUCCAGAUCACCAAGGAAGCCCUGGUCCAGAAUGCUUCAUCUUUUUCUGGAAGACCACAUGUGCCGGUUCUAGAUUGGGUAACUGAUGGAUAUGGUAUAGUGAUGGCACAGUUUGGUCACUCUUGGAGACAGCAAAGAAGAUUUGCUCUCCACACACUCAGGAAUUUCGGCUUGGGGAAGAAAACUAUGGAGGAACGUGUGUUAGAAGAAGGACAAUGCCUGAUUGUUGAAAUGUGCAAAGCAAAAGGAGCUGCAUUUGACCCCCAACAUAUGAUACAAAAUGCAGUUUCCAAUAUGAUCUGUUCCAUCGUGUUUGGAGAUCGCUUUGAAUACGAUAACAAAAGCUUUGGAUAUCUUCUGAAAAUACUCAACGAAAACAUCAUGAUGGCAGGGUCAUUCAUUGGGCAGUUGUUUAACUUGGUUCCCUUCAUCAAGCACUUCCCCGGGCCGCACCAAAUAAUGCGCCGUAAUGCUGAUAAGUUAAAAGGUUUUAUCAGGGAAGCUGCUGAAGAACACCACAAAACUCUAGACCCGGACAACCCGCGGGACUAUAUCGAUGCCUACCUGCUGGAGAUGGAGAAACAAAAAUCAACAGAGGACUCCACGUUUCAUGAGAUGAAUUUGGUUAUGACUGUGUGUGAUCUGUUUUUGGCUGGAACCGACACAACGGCGACCACUAUCAGAUGGGGUCUUAUCUAUCUGAGUCAAAACCCUGAUGUACAAGAGCGAUGUCAUGAGGAGAUUGUUCAGGUGUUGGGUUAUGAUCGUCUGCCCAGCAUGGAUGACCGUGACAAACUUCCAUACACAUACGCCACUGUUCAUGAGAUUCAGCGCUGUGCAAACAUCGCACCGUUGGGUGCAGUUCACGAAACCACUCAGCCUUCAAAACUACGAGGAUACGACAUUCCCAAGGAAACUCAGAUAAUGGCAAACCUAACAGUGAUUUUAAGUGAUAAAGAGCACUGGAAACAUCCAGACACUUUUAAUCCAGAGAAUUUCUUAGAUGAUAAUAAAUGUUUCUGCAAACCGGAGUCUUUUCUGCCUUUCUCCUUGGGUCCAAGGGUUUGUCCUGGGGAGACCUUAGCAAAGACCGAGCUCUUCCUCUUUAUCACUUGCCUUCUACAAAAGCUUCGUUUCUCAUGGCCACCAGGUGCGGAGAGCCCAGAAAUGGAUGGGAUUUUUAGUAUGGUUCGCUCACCACAGCCGUUCAACAUCAUCUGCUGUAGCAGAGGAGCCAAUGAGUGAUCAUCUACAGUAUAAUAAAUACAAAACAUCUUAAGAAAGGCUCCUAAAGUUAUCCUAGAUGUUUUGAGAUGGAAGAGAUUUGAGUAAUGUUGUUGAAGAAGUUGAACACUUCUUUUUAGUAACAUUAGACUAGUUAAGAUUACAUUAUGCAUUUAGCAGAUGCUUUUAUCCAAAGUGAUUUGCAGUUCAUUACAAUGUAUAUAUUAUACUAUACAAGAUCUCAGAGAUGGAUAAAAAGUGUUAGCAGAUAUUUCACCUAUUUGUUGAACUGUACAUUUUAUUUUGUUGUCAUUGCCAUACCACUGUGAAGCAUUUUUCUCAUGAUGUAAUCUCAGGUUGGAGUACCUCAAACAAGCCUGUACGGGGCAACAUUAGUACUGUGAUGGUUUUGAAACAAACUAAAGGGUGGAUGGGUUGUAAAGCACUUGUAAAACUGACUGGUGCUGAUGUCAUACUAUUAUGCACAUUAUUAUAAAAUCAGAAAAUGUACACGCACACUAUUAGCCAUUUUACUGUAAUGCAAAUCUUUUUAUUCUUUUUUUACAUAUAUUAAUUAUUUUAACAUAAAAUUAAACAUUUUAUAAAAUUUGAGUGAAUGUACAGUAUUUGAACUGCAUGAAUCUCAUUUCAUACCAAAAUAGAAAGAAUGUGUUUAAAGAUUUUGUCAUUUUUACAUCCACAUUUUUGUCAUGACAUAUCAGUGCUGCCCUACACAUUGAUUUUUGGGGUGUAGUCUUAAAAAUGAUAUUCACCAAUUUGAACAGCACAUGUAAUUUCAUUUAUUAUGAAAGCAUCUGGGUUCAUAAAUUACAAUCUGCAUGUAAAGUCCCAUAACCCAGCAGUUAAAAGUCACCAUUAUGGUGAUUAGUGUUUCCUUUAGUUAGGCAUUUGUCCCUUGACCUUCUCUGAGUUAAUGCUCCAUUUUAAGCAAUUGGGUCAUUCUGAAAAUGCUGGCUUUCCUGUCCCGGUCUCAACCACCAGGAAAACACUUAAAAGUGUCAGAUAAUGACACAAAAUAUAUGUUUUUUGUUUUAAUUGAAGUGUUUUAUUAUUAAUAAAACAUAUGUGAGACAGUAA
This is a messenger RNA of Paramisgurnus dabryanus, 4773 nucleotides long. RefSeq names its product cytochrome P450 2B4-like. Gene Ontology annotation, molecular function: heme binding; iron ion binding; oxidoreductase activity, acting on paired donors, with incorporation or reduction of molecular oxygen, reduced flavin or flavoprotein as one donor, and incorporation of one atom of oxygen. Gene Ontology annotation, cellular component: intracellular membrane-bounded organelle; cytoplasm. Gene Ontology annotation, biological process: xenobiotic metabolic process. The record is from RefSeq and is a predicted model, not a curated record. NCBI's taxonomy places the organism in Eukaryota, Metazoa, Chordata, Actinopteri, Cypriniformes, Cobitidae.